AUGAAAUGCAAGUCAUAUCAAAGGUCAGAUGUUAAGCGAGUGUUGGUGUCUGCAGGUGGCGAUCACACGAUUGCAUAUCCAAUCCUGCAAGCUGUUGCUGAGAAGCAUGGUCCGGUGGGUCUGGUCCAUGUCGAUGCUCAUGCUGACACCAGUGACGUGGUCCUUGGGGAGAAGAUUGGACAUGGGACUCCAUUCCGACGCUGUGUGGAGGAAGGGCUACUGGACUGUAAGAGAGUGGUGCAGAUCGGCCUGCGGGGUUCAGGCUACUCCCCGGACGCGUAUGAGUGGAGCCGAGCGCAGGGUUUCCGUGUGGUCCAAGCAGAAGAGUGCUGGUUCAAAUCUCUGGAACCUCUGAUGGCUGAGGUCAGGGCUCAGAUGGGCAGCGGCCCAGUGUACCUCAGUUUCGACAUCGAUGCUCUGGACCCAGGCUUCGCCCCUGGAACAGGAACUCCGGAGAUAGCAGGGCUCACUCCCAUCCAGGGGGUUGAGAUCAUCCGAGGCUGUCGUGGUCUGAGUCUUGUCGGAUGUGAUCUGGUGGAGGUGUCACCACCUUACGACACCACAGGGAACACUGCGCUCACUGGUGCCAACCUCCUCUUUGAAAUGUUGUGCGUCCUCCCGAAAGUUAAAUAUCACUGAUCAGAAUAGACCUCACACCACAGGUUCAAUACCUGAAUACCAAAUCCAGUUCAUUUGAUUAUAACCAUCAAGGGGAUGGAUACAGUUUUGAAAACCAACUGAAGCAUAUGACAGGAUGUCAUUUAAACUAAAUUGCCAGAGAAAUUAGCAUUUUGUCGUUAAUGAAUAUUAACUGCAGCCCUUUCAUAAAUUAAUAUAUAUUCACUUUAUAUUUCAAGCUGCUCGUUAGCAAAAUGUUUACAUACAAUAUUUACAUCACACAGUAUCAACAUUUGUCAAAUCCAUUUAGUCUUAAGUACAAAUAUACAAAGAAAUAUGUAAAAUGCAGUAUUUCAGUGCCUGGUGAACUGACGGAGAUCUGUGUUUUCUUCUCUUUACAAUUGCCAAACAAGUCGUUGUUAUGGGGACUGUUGAGUUUUUAUGGCCUUGAUCUAAUCACGCGAAGUGCCUUGAGAUAAUUUAUGUUAUGAUUUACAAAUAAAUAUACAAAUGAAAUUGAA
Messenger RNA from Paralichthys olivaceus (Japanese flounder), 1139 nucleotides. The record is from RefSeq and is a predicted model, not a curated record. Lineage: Eukaryota; Metazoa; Chordata; Actinopteri; Pleuronectiformes; Paralichthyidae.